Messenger RNA from Nannospalax galili (Upper Galilee mountains blind mole rat), 960 nucleotides. Its product is annotated as olfactory receptor 145-like. Bases 28 to 960 code for a protein of 310 amino acids. The record is from RefSeq and is a predicted model, not a curated record. Gene Ontology annotation, biological process: sensory perception of smell; G protein-coupled receptor signaling pathway. NCBI's taxonomy places the organism in Eukaryota, Metazoa, Chordata, Mammalia, Rodentia, Spalacidae. Gene Ontology annotation, cellular component: membrane. The transcript has a single exon. Gene Ontology annotation, molecular function: odorant binding; olfactory receptor activity; G protein-coupled receptor activity.
CUGUUUCCACAGUUUUCUUAGAGAAGAAUGGCUCUGUCUAAUGGCUCCCUGGUAACUGAAUUUAUUCUCUUGGGGAUAACAGAAAAGCCUGUACUCCAAAUACCCCUCUUCUUACUGUUUCUAGCAAUAUAUAUGAUAACAACAUUGGCUAAUUUGUCCUUGAUCAUUCUCAUUGUGCUGAACUCUCACCUGCACACCCCCAUGUACUUUUUCCUCUUAAACUUGUCCUGCAUAGACCUCUGUUAUUCAGCUGUGAUCACACCCAAAAUGCUAAUGAACUUUAUAGUAAGGAAGAACCUAAUUUCCUACAUGGGGUGUAUGAGUCAGCUCUUUUUCUUUUGCUUUUUUGCCAUUUCUGAAUAUUACGUGCUGACAGCAAUGGCCUAUGAUCGCUACGUGGCCAUCUGCAAUCCACUCCUGUAUAAAAUUUCCAUGUCUUCUAAGGUGUGUUCCUAUCUUAUGCUUGGUUCGUAUUUCAUGGGACUUUCUGGUGCUAUGAUCCACACUGGAUGCAUGCUGAGACUGACUUUCUGUGAUAAAAUCACCAUCAACCACUAUUUUUGUGACCUCCUCCCUUUGCUGCAGCUCUCCUGCACCAGCACCCAUGUCAAUGAGAUAGAGCUGUUCAUCGUAGCUGGAAAAGACAUCAUUGUACCCACUGCCAUCAUCUUUACCUCUUAUGGUUUCAUCCUAUCUAGCAUCUUCCAAGUAAGGUCCUCUGAGGGUAGGUCCAAAGCCUUCAGCACCUGCAGUUCCCAUAUAUUUGCUGUUUCUCUGUUCUUUGGAUCAAGCACAUUUAUGUAUCUUCAACCCUCAUCAGCAGGAUCUAUGGAUGAGGGAAAAAUCUCUUCCAUCUUUUAUACCAUUAUGGUUCCCAUGAUGAACCCUUUAAUCUACAGCUUAAGGAAUAAAGAUGUUAAAGUUGCCCUGAGAAAAACCCUGAGCAGGAGAACGUUUUGA